Manihot esculenta (cassava) is the source of this 3032-nucleotide messenger RNA. Its product is annotated as vacuolar protein-sorting protein BRO1. The transcript has 4 exons. NCBI's taxonomy places the organism in Eukaryota, Viridiplantae, Streptophyta, Magnoliopsida, Malpighiales, Euphorbiaceae. The record is from RefSeq and is a predicted model, not a curated record. The coding region runs from base 971 to 2767 and encodes 598 amino acids.
AUCUUCAUUGCCAAGCUGGUUGAUCAGCAUUUCAAGUGUUUUGUCUGUCUGCUAGGACUUGUUAAUUUGGUCUUUUUCCUUUUCUUGUUUGUCUUAAUUAAGUAUGCAAGAUGCUGCUAGUUGCAACAUUCAUUUGGCUUAUGUCCUAUUGCUGUACAUGAUAAUUGUGUUUUUAGUGGCAAAGUUACUUAAAAAUCCAUGAGUUUUGACCUUGUUUAACUUUUAGUCACAUCUUUUAGUUUUAACAGAAUAAGCCAUAACUUGUAGCAUUACAAUUGUGGCAAGAGAUGAUUUAGAUAGUAAUAUUCCUUCCAAUUUGGGAAAUUUUGAACUUAGUUUUACCUUAAAUCUGAUAGAAGCUUUUUGUUUAUUUUCCCCUACGUGUUGUACUAGGGUUUCAUCCAAUGCAUAUCACUUGUUGGAAUAGUGUAAUUUCAAUAACUCAAUAGUCAUUAAGGAUUUUCAGUCCAUUUUUUUGACUUAAAAGUAAUAUAUACAAAUAGAUAAAUGCUAACAGGAUCAAAUAAAUACUAGGACAUAUGUAAAGAAUACAAAUAUCACUUCAUUGACAGACGGAGAUGAAUUCUGGAGGUAUUAGUUUUCAGUACUAAUCAAGUUUAUGGCUCAUUCUAUUGGAAUUGAAAGGUUCCGCCAAAAGUGAGUUAAAGAUAGAAGGUUCAUUUAAGUUUAGGUUCUCCUUCAAUUGCUAGACUCCAGGAAAUCAAGGUGAUUUGGUUGCCACAUCUAGCAAGAGUUUGAAACAUUUGAUGACCCGAUUUGUUCUCCUCCAACUGCUAGACUCCAGGAUAUCAAGGUGAUUUUGUAGCCACAUUAAGCAAGAGUUUGAAACAUCUGAUAUAUCGUUGAAAACCAGACAGUUUGAUCAUUGUUUUUGUUGUGAGGAAGUAAGAAACCCAAUCCUUACUCCAAAAUUCUAUCCCUAACAUCAAACAAUUCUCCCUUUCAUGAGAUGAAGAAUACGCCUCAGUUUAUGGACAAGCAGAUAUUGGAUUUGACCUCUUCUUCCACUGCACAUCAAUCACAAUUGUCAUCUUCCCCCAAGCAAACCACCACCACAACCACAACCACAAGAGACUUUAUUGAUCUAAUGAAUCCUCCCCAGGACAAUAAUCAAGACCAUCACCAACACCAAAGUCAUUAUAAUUCCAAUGGUAGUUCCAUUAUUGGAAGUGCUGGUGAUAAUGAGAUUAAGAAGGAGGAGAUCAUUCCCAGUUAUGAUUUUCAGCCAAUUCGUUCUAUUGCAUCAAGUCUUAAUUCUUCCAUUGCCGGUCUCGGGGCUCCAACUACUGCCUCUAAGAAUUAUGGUUCUUUGGACUCUAUUGAACCUGCAAGAGCCAUUGUUGAGAAGGAUCAAAAUGCUUCUCAUGUAGCAAUAUUGUCUGAGGUUGAUGAAACAAUGAAGAGACAUGCGGAAAAUUUGGUGCAUAUUCUGGAAGGUGUCAGUGCACAACUGAUACAACUGGAGACCAGAACCCGCCACCUUGAGAAUUCUGUGGAUGAUUUGAAGCUGUCUGUUGGAAACAAUCAUGGAAGCACAGAUGGGAAAAUGAGACACCUGGAAAACAUUUUGAGAGAGGUGCAAAGUGGGGUAUAUCUUUUAAAGGAGAAGCAGGAAGUAGUCGAGGCUCAGCUACAAAUUGCGAAGCUGCAGGUGUCCAAGGGAGACCAGCAACAAUCGGAAAUCCAAAACUCUGUGCACAUGGACACUGUUCAGCAAGCAGCAUCUGCCCCUCCACAAUCUCACCAGCAGCUGCAGCAAGUAGCAUCUGCCCCUCCACAGUCUCACCAGCAUCUGCAACAAGCAGCAUCUGCACCUCCACAAUCUCACCAACAGCUUCCUCCCGUCUCUUUUCCACAAUCCAUUCCUCCAGUUCCUCCUGCUGCUGUCCCUCCAGUACCUAUUUCCCAGCAGAACUUGCCACCUCCAACUCCACUUCCAAACCAAUUAUCACAGUCUCAAAUCCCCCCUGUCCAUCAGAGAGAGCCUUACUAUUCACCUCCUGGUCAAAUGCAAGAACCUCCAAAUCCACAAUUCCAGGCAUCUCCAUCGCAGCAGCAGCCACAUCUAUCUCUUACAGCACCACCACACCAAUCUUAUCAACUUGCCUCUCAAGCACAAUACCAUCAGCCCCCCAACUUGCCUCAACCAGAAGCUCAACGUUCAGUUUCAAUAGGUCACCAUGCUGAAGAGGUACCUUAUGUUCCUUCUCAGAGUUACCCACCAAGCUUACGGCAGUCAUCCUCCCAUCCAGCUAGUGGGGCUCCUUCUUCCCCCCAGUUUUAUGGGGCUUCUCAUAUAUUUGAACUGCCAUCCACUAGACCAAAUUCAGGGUUUUCAGCGGGAUAUGGCCCAUCUUCUGGGCCUACUGAACCAUAUGCUUAUGGCAAAAUACCUUCUCAAUAUGGUAGCAACCCUCCAAUGAAACCACAACAGCUCUCUUCUCUUGCUGUGUCUCACAGUGGUGGAAGUGGGUACCCUCAGCUUCCCACUGCUCGGAUAUUACCACAAGCGUUACCUACUGCUUCCGGGGUUAGCGGUGGCUCUGGAUCUUCUGGGACUGGAAACAGGGUUCCCAUUGAUGAUGUGGUUGACAAAGUGACUAGCAUGGGAUUUCCAAGGGAACAUGUUCGAGCAACUGUUAGGAAGUUGACAGAGAAUGGUCAAUCAGUUGAUCUGAACGUAGUGUUGGAUAAGCUUAUGAAUGAUGGAGACGUCCAGCCCCAAAGAAGUUGGUUUGGUCGGUAAUCUAUUCUUACCAUUCCCACUGGUGAAUAGAAUUAUCACCCUUUCUGGAUUGAGUUUGCGGGGAGAGACAAUUUGCGGGUAGAGAAUGGGUUAUUGUCCCUGGACAUAAUGUUUCUUCAUUUAUCAUUAUUUCUUUUUCUUGUUUACUGGCUGUGUUAAAAUCUUAUUCAUACUGUCUUGUCGAGCUCUGCUUUUAUGACCAUCCAUCUUUCUCCGGCUUGUGACUUGUGAAUACACAAUAAUUUGAAGAGUUUUAUCAGUGUUA